AUACAAUAAAAACCCUUUUUCCCAUUUGUUCUCUUCUUCUGCUUCUCUGAACUCUCACAUCAAUGGCUAUAACCUAUCAAUCUCCCAUGAAACUCAACUUCACCAUUUCUAAUGGCUUCUCAAAUCCAAUCCCUAAUUCUCCUUCUCUUUAUCCCAUCAAUACCCAUUUCUCAUUUGGAUUCAAUAUCUCAUCCGUCUCCUCUAAAACCCAAACCCAUAUCACAGUACCCGAACCCGAACCCGUUUUCACCUCCGUCAAGUCGUUUGCUCCGGCCACCGUCGCUAAUCUUGGUCCGGGUUUUGAUUUCCUUGGAUGCGCCGUUGAUGGAAUCGGAGAUUUUGUAAAUCUUCGGGUUGAUCCAGAUGUUAAAGCUGGGGAGGUUUCGAUUUCUGGUAUCUCCGGUGCUGGAAAUAAGCUUAGCAAAGACCCUUUAUCGAAUUGUGCUGGAAUAGCUGCUAUUUCUGUUAUGAAGAUGUUGAAUAUACAGUCCGUUGGUUUAUCAAUUUCGCUUGAAAAAGGGUUGCCGUUGGGUAGUGGACUUGGGUCUAGCGCCGCCAGUGCUGCGGCGGCGGCGGUGGCUGUGAAUGAGCUUUUUGGUCGGAAAUUGAGUGUUUCUGAUCUUGUUCUUGCUGGGUUGGAAUCGGAAACGAAGGUUUCGGGUUAUCAUGCUGAUAAUAUAGCACCUUCGAUUAUGGGUGGUUUUGUGUUGGUAAGAAGUUAUGAUCCAUUGGAAUUGAUUCCAUUGAAGUUUCCAUAUGAAAAAGAAUUGUUCUUUGUGCUUGUGAAUCCGGAAUUCGAAGCUCCAACGAAGAAGAUGAGGGCGGUAUUGCCAUCGGAGGUGACAAUGUCGCAUCAUAUAUGGAAUUGUAGUCAGGCUGGGGCGUUGGUGGCUGCGAUAUUGCAGGGGGAUUCGAGGGGUUUAGGGAAGGCGUUAUCAUCGGAUAAGAUUGUGGAGCCGAGGAGAGGGCCAUUGAUUCCAGGGAUGGAUGGAGUGAAGAAGGCGGCGUUGAAGGCUGGGGCGUUUGGUUGCACUAUAAGUGGAGCUGGACCGACUUUGGUAGCAGUGACGGAUGAUGAAGAGAGAGGGAGAGAGAUUGGGGAGAAAAUGGUGGAGGCGUUUAUGAAGGAAGGGAACUUAAAGGCUUUGGCUAUGGUGAAGAAGCUUGAUCGGGUUGGUGCUCGGCUUGUUAGUAGCAAUCCAAGAUGAUCAAUCAAUUAAUCAACUAUGCCUCAAUUCCAAACGAGAUUGGUAUUAGUUGUAUGAAUCAUAUAUGUAUCUUUUCACUAUAUCAUGCUAUGUAGGAUGAUAUGUAGGAAUUUGAGUGCAAUAAUCUUACCUCGUGAGAUAGAGAGGCAAUUAAUCUGCGUACACUCUACACUCUGCAAAUCUCACUUGUGGAAUCACACUAGAUGUGCCGAUGUUGAUUAAGUAUUGGUCAUUGAGAAGUCAAGCUGAUUACUGAGCAAAUAAAAGAGUUAGAAGUUGUCAUUUUUA
Molecule: messenger RNA, 1496 nt
Organism: Solanum dulcamara
Lineage: Eukaryota; Viridiplantae; Streptophyta; Magnoliopsida; Solanales; Solanaceae
Product: homoserine kinase-like
Exons: 1
Coding region: 63-1208 (381 amino acids)
Biological process (GO): L-threonine metabolic process
Molecular function (GO): ATP binding; homoserine kinase activity
Source: RefSeq, a predicted model, not a curated record